This is a messenger RNA of Spirometra erinaceieuropaei, 3022 nucleotides long. The record is from the annotation of a GenBank genome assembly. Lineage: Eukaryota; Metazoa; Platyhelminthes; Cestoda; Diphyllobothriidea; Diphyllobothriidae.
AUGAUUGCAGCAGUGGAAUCGGUCAUUAAUCAGACGGAAGCGACAGAGGAGACGAAGAACCUUAUCCGACACCAAGUUACGUCCCUCCUUAUGACUCACAAGCCGCGUGAAACACUCACAAAGGUCGAACGACAUGCACUAAGAGAACUCAAGGCCGACAAGGACAUCGUCAUUGUGCCCGCGGACAAGGGGCGUUCCACCGUCGUACUGGACAGAACAGACUACCUUCAGAAGGCCAAAAACCUACUGGAGGAUCGCAAGUUCUAUGUCCCAUGUGAAACCAACCCCAUAAAAACGCUGACACGUGAAAUUAAUGCAACACUGUUGGCACUGGAGAACUCGGGUGCAAUAACAGCGACCGACCGACGCAUGGCGAGAGCCCAAGAAACGGCUUUGGCCCGAUUCUAUGGUCUCCCAAAGGUGCACAAGGAGGGCGCUCCUCUCCGGCUCAUUGUUUCGCUCAAAGGCACUCCAACGUACGGACUGGCAAGAUGGCUGUUUCGGCGCCUCAAAUUUCUGACCGCUGAUUCGGACACCACGGUCUGUUCGUCAACGCAAUUCCUGGAGAAGCUUAAAGGAGUAAGUCUCUUGCCCAAUGAGGUCAUUGCUGGCUGUUUCAUUGCGGUGGGGAGUGAAGGACUGAUAGGUUAUGCUCACUGAAGCCAGCUCAUUGCAGGAGGAAAUGACAAAAAUGGCCUACAGUCCCCUCUCCGACUGUCCGCAAACCCCGUUUCUACCAGUUAUUUCUGCUGGCAACAGUUGGCUAAAAUUUCAAAAAGCCCUUCACUUGUUAGACUUGUUUAGUCUAAAGAGUUAAUGCAACUAACCCCAGCGUUAUGAAAAUUUGAAGAAUCCUGCUUCAGAGUUGUGAAAAUCCCCAUAGCAAUAGUCAGAAAACAAAGCAGUGAGCAGGCCGGUACAGUUAUAUGGGAAAAGUCGAUUAAAUUUGACUUCAAAACACAGGCGUGGCGAGGGCAGAAGGACGCAGAAAGUUGCAUGUGGUUGGUCAGCCUUUGGCUACGGUAAGCGCGGAGCCUGAACGAGGUUCUUAUGAGCACAUAGAGUCAGUUUGCGUAACCUGAUUGCAGCCGAUUCUGCUGUUGCUAACAGACGCCGGCCCAGUAGCGUAGGAUAGCCCGAGCAAUCUUUGUAAAUCUCACGGAAAGCUUCAGGGGAGUUCACAUGAUGUCCUGAAUCAACUACAUACUUAUGCUCCUAAUUUUGCCUUUUGCCAAAAGUGCAGAAAGGUGUUCUCAUAGUCUUUUGGAUAUACGGCCACUAUAAACUGCUCCACAGGAGCAAGUGAACAAAUAGAUCCCCAUUGAGGUGGUCUGAGGUUGCAGCCAAUCCUUAUCUUCUCCGCGUAAAAUAUUGGAGGUAGAGAAUGAUAGUUGAGUCCUUGCUGCUGAGAAGGUUCACGAGAGAGCAUGGUCAGGACGUCUUCUUGUGAGUUCAACCGCAGCGUCUCCUUAAAAAGGGAUUUUGGGAAACAAAGGGUUUUUUCGACAGUCAGUAUGGUGGGUCCAGCUAUUGUGUCGCGUUCAUCAUCCCCCGAAGAGGACGAAGAAGAAGUGACAGCAAAUUCAUUGACCGAAUUGUAUUGGAACUGACGUUUAGGAAACCCUCUCGUUUCCAUCAUCAGAGGAAUGUGUUGGAUGUUCCUGCUGGCCUUGAUUGCUUCAGCCUUGAUGCCUGCCUGGUAUUAUAUCAGUGCUCGAGGCACGAACUAUGACCUGCCCGCUCGCUGCCGAUUAGCCUUGAGCUCUUCGCGAUUGACCGCCGGUGGGCUCAUGUCACCUCUGACCCUUUUGCGGCCGUCGUAAUUGUUGACGAGCCAGCAUGCUUGUCAGCCUCCCCUUCGUCACUCAUCGGACUGAUCAGUUGUUGUAGCUCAGCCUCGUGGGCGUCGCGGUGAGGUGGCGUCCCAUGCUAGUCUCAAGACAUCCGGCCGGCGUCUCCUAUUUUCCGCUGGCAUCGGCUGUUGGCUACGCGCGACAUUGUUCGACUGCCCUAAUGGCCUUGUCCGCACUGACUCGGACCUUGUGCGUAGUCCCUGGUAGGCGGGAUGCAGAUCUAUGGCUCUCUUAGGUGUGCCAGUCGAGGACCAACUUUCGAGCAUAAGUCUGGCCAUCUUAUCAUUGGCUCGGCCGAUUAUCCUUGCCUUCUCGGAGGCGAAAUAUGGUUUUUCUGUUGUACGUGGCCAUUAACCAUAGACAGGUUUUCCUUGGUCAUGCAAUCUCGUGCCAAAACGUUUGUCCGUUUCACCAACAUACCUCGCAUCAUAGUCUUGGCAUGGCAUGCUGUAGACCACCGCCGCUUGUUCUGUCACUGGCAGCGGGUCUUUGGGCCUCAUUAUUUACUGCCGGGUUGUUGACUCUGGCUUAUGAGCCAGACCGAUCCCGAAAGGCUUCAGGAUUCUUGCCGUCGACUCUGAUACCUUUUUCACAUAAGGGAUUGCGAGCCAAAACUUCGGGUUUUCUCCGUCCGACCGCCCAGGGUGGGGCGUCCUAAGACAUUUGAGGAUGUAGGACGUGAGAUAUCCGUUGGCUUUAAAUAGAGCGGGCAAGUACUUACUCUCCUUCUUCCUCCCAUUGUCGUCGUUUCAGUGUGUUUGAACGCCUUGGAAGAGGGUUCUGGCACAACUGCGUUUAUGACCAACGGGGUGGUUGCUUCUGAAGUGGAGGAUUCGCCUGGUGUUAGCUGCCUUACAGUAGACCGUUGUCCCUAUCUUCCCGUCUCCCAGCCUUGUCACUUGUACGUCAAGGAAGGCCAAAUGAUUGUUCAGCUCUUCUUCCAUAGUAAACUGGAUGUCGGGAAAGAUUCAAUUCAACAGGGCCUUGAAAGUCUGCACAUUGCUCCUUUUGAUGAUGACGAAAGUUUUAUCGACUUAUCUGACCCAGAACUUCGGAGGGUGCAAGCUAAAGACCAGCCGCUCGGGCCUCUGCAAAACCGCUUCGGCAAUGAACCCAGAAAAGGCGAGCCCAUCAGUGUCCCCUUCCUUUCUCGUAGACCUUUCCGUUGA